AUGAAUUAUUCUUACGACAGCAUUGAGCGAGACUUAAAAAAAGAUUUAUUUCGCCAUUUCCUGCGAGCUAAAUACACUAAUUCUACCGAGGUUUCUCGGAAUCUAAUAACUCAAUUUGCUAGCGACUUAGAUACAAGUAAACUUAGUGUUGCGGCCAAAAGACGUUAUGAAGAAGAUAAUAGAGUAAUCUAUGAAAAAAUUAACAAUCUAGAGUAUAUUAAAGCGGUUUCGGGGGAAAAAUAUGAAGAAAGAAAAAUUAGCAAAAAAUUAGAUUCUACUUUUCAAAAAAAUAAAAAAUCACUGUGGUACAUUGUCUUGUUUAAAGCGUUUCCUAAUUAUGUGAUAGUUCCAAACAUACCAACUUUUUUUAUAUCUUUAGCACUAACUUUUACAAGCAAAGGGGAAGAUGAUCCAGUUUUUCUUAUAGCAAACUUCUCUCGCUAUUAUUUCACUAUUUCUAAAUUAAAUAGUGAAGUGAAUAAGUUAAUUGAUAGUUUGCUGACCCUUGAGGAAAUUUCCAGUAAUCUAACCAUAGUUAAUGAAAGUGUCAAAAUUUUAAAUCUUAUUAGUUCUAAUAUUUCCGCAAUUCCAAUUAGAAAAGUACCUUUUGAAAAUGGUGAUCUUGUUUUCCAAGAUGUAGUUUUUGCUUAUCCUAAGAGGCCGCAGCAAAAUAUUUUAAGAAAUUUUUCUUUUAGGUUUGUGCAAGGGAAAUUUUAUGGAAUUGCUGGAAAAAACGGAAUUGGUAAAAGUACCAUCACUAAAGCUACUCUUAAACUUUAUGAGUUAAAAGGAGGAAAAAUACUCAUUAAUGAUCGUAACAUCCAAGAAAUAGAUACUACUAACCUCCAUCAAAGAAUUUGUUAUCAGACUAAUCGCCCUACCUUUUUCCUAAUGAUUCAAGCUGCUAAGCAAGUUGGAAUUUACGAGUUCAUUGCUAAUCUUCCUAAAGGAUUUGCUACUGAAUUAAGAGAAGGGGGAACAGAUCUUUCAGAAGGACAGAAACAACAAAUUGCCGCUAUGCGAAUGUUUAUUAAUGAUUAUGAUAUUUACAUCCUUGACGAGAUACUAAGCAAUGUUCACCCUCAUUUAAAAGACGUGGUUUUACAAAAUAUUUUUAAACAACUUCAAGGUAAAACAGUAUUGGUGAUUGAUCAUCACUACGAGAUAUUCCGCUACGUCGACUAUAUCUAUCUAUUCACCGGCGAAGAAUUAAUUGCCAAGGAUAAAGAAGAAUUUGUGAGUUAA
Messenger RNA from Ambispora leptoticha, 1245 nucleotides. The record is from the annotation of a GenBank genome assembly. Lineage: Eukaryota; Fungi; Glomeromycota; Glomeromycetes; Archaeosporales; Ambisporaceae.